GAAUGGAGCUUAUUCUGCAAAAUCGGGUUAUAUUGCAGCCACUAUUGAGGCAUCGCUUGGCCCUAGUCAACAAGACUCCUUUUCAGGUUUCAACUGGUUCAAAGAUCUCUGGAAUAUCAAAUGUCAACCAAAAAUCAAGUUUUUCUUAUGGAAACUUUUGAGAGACGCUUUACCUCUUGGCUCUAAUCUCAGCCUUAGAGGAUUUAACCUUGAUGCUCUUUGCCCUCAUUGCCAACAAGAAGAAUCUGGACUCCACCUUUUCUUCCAUUGCCCCUUCGCUCAGCAAGUGUGGAAAGCUGCUCCGUUCAAAGCCCCGCUUAUCCCUGGUCUUAUCUCAAGCUUACAGAUGGGGAUCGAAAGCUCACGAAAUUUGGUUAACCUUCCUCCCGUGGGAAUCGGACCAGCCCCUUUGCUACCCUGGAUCCUAUGGAACAUUUGGAUUUGCAGGAAUAAGCUGAUCUUCGAAAAAAAACAGAUCUCUCCUCAGGAGGUCCUCUCCCAAGCCACCAUUAAUGCCCGUGAGUGGAUCCUUGCACAACCAAACCAGAUUCAGACGCUUCCUACCAUCUGUGAGCCUCUGGCUGCGGUCAACAGAGCAGGGACGAUUCUCUGUUUCUCUGAUGCGGCUUGGAGGAAGGACUCUCAUGCUGCGGGAUUUGGCUGGAUCUUCUCGAAUCGCCUCUCCAACCUGGCGCACCAAGGCUCUUCUUUUGCUGCAAAUGUCGGGUCUCCUCUCCUGGCUGAAGCCAUGGCUCUCUCCUUGGCUCAAAUUCAGGCCCUAGAACUCGGUUUUAGGAACUUUUCUUUCGCUUCAGAUUCGCAAUUGCUGAUCAAAGCUCUUAAUUCAGAGUCCUCCCCAAAGGAACUCUAUGGGAUUCUCCAAGAUAUCCUUGCUCUAUCUUCAGAUUUCGAUGAAAUUUCUUUCUCUUUUGUUUCUAGGGAGAAAAACGGUUGUGCAGAUGCACUUGCAAAAUCUGCCUUAAAUUCUGCAUUUAUUGUACCAGCAUCUGUAACUGUACCGAUUCCGGUUUAAUGAAAUUCAGUUGAUUGACAAAAAAAAAAGGAAAUUCUUUUGUCUUAAAUUACUUUACAAGUUAUAUCCAACCUCUUUAUCCGAGUGUAUGCCAGCUGGAAAUCCACUUGACACAUCGGUAUUCUCUCCACGUCAGAAAAAUUAAACGUCUUAUCAACUGCCACGUGUCCAUCUGCGCCACUCACAUGUCUCACGUCGAAAUAUGAGAAAAAUUAAAGUAUGA
Messenger RNA from Arabidopsis lyrata subsp. lyrata, 1256 nucleotides. RefSeq lists its product as uncharacterized. Gene Ontology annotation, molecular function: RNA-DNA hybrid ribonuclease activity; nucleic acid binding. The coding region runs from base 347 to 1033 and encodes 228 amino acids. The record is from RefSeq and is a predicted model, not a curated record. The transcript has a single exon. Lineage: Eukaryota; Viridiplantae; Streptophyta; Magnoliopsida; Brassicales; Brassicaceae.